GAAUAAUGAUUUAAAAGUAGUGUACAAAUUUUCUUAAAAUAUAUUUUGACUAAAACACCCACAAAAUCAAGGCGUGUUCGUCGCAUUCUGUUUUGUAUGUGAAAAUGUGAAAAUCAAUAUCAAAGUAAAAUCGAAGAAGAAAAGUGCAUUUUUUAAUUAAAUAUUAAGACGUAACAUAAUGUGAAAUCUUCGUAUUCUUAAUAUUAUUAACGAAAAUUUUUGGUGAUUUUUUAAGAAGAAGUACGAAGAAAAGUUUAAGAAAUGAUGUAAAUUAAGAAAACACAACAACAUACUAUAAGAAUAAUAUCAACAGAAUAGCAGCAACAACAAAACAUAGUCAAGUAGAAUAUGUUCAUGAACUUAUGUGAAAAAAUACGUACGUGAAGUGCAGAAGAUACGGUCGGCGAAUAAGGUCAAAAUAAAACACGAAAAAGGUUUUGUGCGACGGUUCCACGAUCCAACCAGAAUUUGUAAAUGAAAACGACGUUGUUGGACGGUCUUUUUGUUGUUAUUAUUUGUCGUCGUAAUUAUUUCGUAGUGUGUGAUUCAUCCGAUUAUUUUCAACUGUAGAGUCUCAGAUACUCACGUCCGUAGUCGCUUGGUUGGUUGACGUCGAUUAUUUCGUUUUAUUUUUCUUUUACUCUUCGCUUUUUCCGCGUGUCUUUGCUUUGCACUUCGUUGCUGCUCCUCUUUUAUUCUUGGAUACAUUUAUAUCCAUAGCUGGCAGUGCUGUUGUUGUAGCUGUUGCGCCAUAUUUCUGGUUCUUGCUAUCGUCACCGUUGUUUUUUAAGUUAUGGACAUUGGCAUUAAAGGAGGAGGGGGACCAGGAAGUGGAGGAGUUUCCGCUGUCGUUGAAUAUGAUUAUACAGCGAAGGAGCCAGAUGAACUGGAUUUAGUUAAAGGUGCUAUAAUUCAUAGCAUUAAACAAAUGUCGGGCGGCUGGUGGGAAGGCACUCUACAAACAAAUGGCAAAACUGGCAUGUUUCCGGAUAACUUUGUGCGUGUAGUCGACAUGAAUGACGAUAACACAGUUAUAUUAAGGGACAAGUCGGCGACUAGUAAUCGUCGCUGUAAAGUUAUUUACAGUUAUACGCAAGUCAAUGAUGACGAACUUUCUUUGGCUGUGGGUGAUGUCAUCGAAUUUCUGGGGGAGGUCGAAGAAGGCUGGUGGCGUGGACGUCUGAGAAAUAAAAUUGGUGUUUUCCCUUCAAAUUUCGUUAAAGUCAUCGAACCCUCGCCGGUGUUUGCCAGUAAACGACCGCCCUCAACUGCAAAUUCGGUUGGUGACGGCAUAAAUUCAUCUAUGUCGACAGCAAGUAGUAAAACAACAUCACUAACAACGGCAAACGCAAUUUCAACAAAAAAGACGCAUCGUCUGAGUUUUCAUAAUUCCAAAGAGGAUUUACUUAGCAAUACAACAACGACAACAACAACAGCAGCAACAAUUGCUGGCAGCGGUAACGGCACGUCAAUGCAAGCGGAUGAUGUAGCCCCAAGCUUGCCGCCAAAACCGCAACGGGAAUAUUGUCGUGUAGAAUUUCCGUACGCGCCGCAAAAUGACGACGAGUUGGAGUUGAAAGUGGGCGACAUAAUUAUUAUACACAGUAUGGAGUUGCCGGAUAAAGGCUGGUGGAAGGGUGAACUCCGUGGCAAAAUUGGCGUUUUCCCAGAUAAUUUUGUUAAGCUUAUACCGCCCAGUGACGUUUCGCCGUUAAACGACAGCAAUCAUCAGCAUCAGGCACAACCGCAGCAAUCCCAUAGAACUGCCAAAUCGACAAACAUUACGAACAAUAUUGUUAGUAAUGCAACGGCAACUGCCUCAAACUUAAGCGCAUCCUCCAUGUCCACCGCUAAUAACAUUGUUAAUAGUGUUGGUGCUUCUACUAAAUCUUUAAUAAAAAAAUCGGGCAGUACAUCUUCAACGCAUAGUUCGAAUCGAAAAGAUAGUUUUGGCUCACGUGAUUCGUUAAACGAUAUACUUUCUGAAACGGGUCUGCCUAGCGGUAAUGUGGCGGCUCAACGCAAGUCAUUGGAAAGUAAAAAUCUAGAUUUAACAAAUGCUUCAGACGCAGCAACACGUUUGGCUUUAAAGAAGCAACAACAGCAACAUCAGCAACAUCAGUUAAAUAUACAGCAACAGCAAGAAACUAAAAACGGAAGUAGCAGCAGCAGCGGCAGCAACGGUUUCGCAAACAACAUAACUAACUCGAUGAGUAACUCUUCAAGUGAGUUGCGCAAAAGUAACGAAAAUGUUGAUGACAAAACGAAAACCGCACCGCCACCAGUACUUAGUAAAAAACCCACCAUACCUAAUAAAAAAUCAAAUUCAGUUUCAAGUGUUGCGGGCAACAUAUUUUCGGGUCUCAAGCAGAAGGUAAAAAAUGUUGAAAACAAGCUUACUACGGCGGUGUCUCACGACGCUGCUGAUGGUUUGUCUAGUAGCAAACUAUCACCCAGUAGUUCGGUAGCGAAUUCAAAUGAUAGUAAUGUUGUUAUACGUCGAGCAGCCACUAUAGCUGGUGAAGAUACAGAAUUCGAUCAUGUGGAGCGCAGUUCCAUUUUAACGGAUAUGCGUGCUGGACGCGUGAAGGCGCCCAAACGUCGACCACCAUCAGCGGCCAUGUACUCCGUGGGAGAGAGCAAUAACAACACGUUAUAUUUAAAUGGUAGUGGCAGUGGUAGCGAAGCGAAUCACAGCGACGAUCAACUGAAAUCUGAUGACAAUUCCACAAGUGAAGAGCAAUUAGCUAAACCAAAACCACGUGAAUGGGAACGCAAGAAGGCACCUUGGAUGGAGGAGUUGAAGGCAUCGCAAGUUCGAAAGAAGACUCCUUCACCGAAUGUGGAAGGUCAGGCAGCAACAAGUACCGCCGCCGGUAACGGUGGUACUACCAGUUCAGUAGCCGAAAGAACCUCUAAGCUAUUUGGCGAAGAAUUAAAAAUAAGUAACUCUAGUUCAAAUAUUGUAACGACAAGCGCCACCAAUACUAAUUGCAUUGUUAGCAAUUCUGUGAAGAUGCAACAGUCAAUGGUGAUGGAAAGUAGUAAUAGUACGAGUACCACCACCACCAGCAAACUUUCAACGGAGGCCAUGACCAAAAGCUUAAGCGCCAAGUUGACUUCGGAAACAAUUGCGUCUACAAAUUUAGUCAACAGUUCAAUACAUUCCACUACAAGUACGGUAGAAGAUGUGCGAGCAAGGCCAAACAGUUUAUCGUUACGCAAUCGCAGCUUAUCGCCAUCCUUGGCCUCCUCCAGUCAACGUUCAAAUAAUUUAAAAUCAACCAACGCGACCAAUAGUGGCAGCAAUACAUCAGCCUCUCCCGCCGAAAUAUCUUCCAACGCAAUCGCAACAACGGCCCAAAAAUCGAACAACACUAAUUCGUCAAAUGUCAUAAAUAAUCAUCAACAUCUGCAUCCUCAUCCUCCUCAGCAACAUCAACAUCAUCAUCAUCAUCAUCAUCACAAUCAAUUGGAGAACAAUAUUGGUAGUAAAACGGACAACGCUCGCUUAGUUGAAUUAGAAUUGCGAGUGGACAAAUUGGAAACGCUAGUAUACUCACAGCAACGUACCAUCGACGAGCUGGUACGUUCAUUGCGAGAUGAGACGGAUCGCGUCAAGAAUCUAAGAAGUGAACUGGAUAAAUAUGCACAGUGCGUGACUCAAGUUUGAAGACGAAAACGUUUGUAGUUUUUCAGUAGUCUAGUAAUUUUUCAAUCGCAAUAGAAAGUGUGUGAAAGGGAGAGAGAGCGAGAGAGAGAGAGAGAGCGAGAGAGAGAGAGUGAAUGAAAAGAUAAAGAUAUAUAAUUUUUUGAUUGCAUGCACGACAUGAGUGGGCUGUAGGGCUGUCGAUACGAUAUAGAAAUUUGUUGGACAUCAUAAAAAAGAAGAGAAACCCUUCAAAGUCAAUGGUUGAUUUGCAGCAUUUACAUCAAUCAACUGUCCCUUGGGGGGUGUGCUCAAACAUUUUCUUACUAAUUCUUUUCUUUUCUUUUUUUUUUUUCUAUUGUUUAUUUUCUAUAUCUACAUUUAUG
Molecule: messenger RNA, 4035 nt
Organism: Glossina fuscipes
Lineage: Eukaryota; Metazoa; Arthropoda; Insecta; Diptera; Glossinidae
Gene: cindr
Product: CD2-associated protein
Exons: 7
Coding region: 794-3673 (959 amino acids)
Molecular function (GO): protein binding
Source: RefSeq, a predicted model, not a curated record